Columba livia (rock pigeon) is the source of this 1631-nucleotide messenger RNA. RefSeq names its product protein interacting with cyclin A1 (gene PROCA1). Lineage: Eukaryota; Metazoa; Chordata; Aves; Columbiformes; Columbidae. The transcript is spliced from 4 exons. The record is from RefSeq and is a predicted model, not a curated record. Gene Ontology annotation, molecular function: A2-type glycerophospholipase activity. The coding region runs from base 188 to 1573 and encodes 461 amino acids. Gene Ontology annotation, biological process: arachidonate secretion; phospholipid metabolic process.
GCAACCAUGGGAUGGGGACGUGGGGUAACAGGGACCAUCUCUGGGAUGAGGAUGUGGAGUUAUAGGGACCAUGAAUGUGAUGGGGAUUUGGAGUUAUAGGGACCAUCACUGGGAUGGGGAUGUGGGGCUGCAGUGAGCAUCUAUAGGACAGGGACAUGGACUUUAAUGGAGCAUCUGUGGGACAGGGAUGGGGGAGCACAGGAUCACCUGUGGCUCGGGACAUGGGGCUGCAGGAGCAUCCGUGGAUCGGGACACGGGGCCACACGAACAUGCUUCUCCCGUCGGGGGCCGCUCCGGGGCCGGGGGUCGUGCGGGGGCCGGUGCGUCACGGGGCGGGCGCGUUGUGGCCGGCGCGUUACCGGCCCCGGCACAUCACCCCACCGGCUGCCACAGCAACGGGGCCCGGCCUCACCGGGACGGUAACCCCUUCGCCGCGGGCGGCGGGACCCGGAAUGCGCCGCGGCUCCGGGCAGCGGCUCCAGCAUCCCGGCUCUCCCCGUGCUCCGUGCAUCCCCGCACGGAGCCGGGCCGGGCCGGGCCGCCCCGCGGGGGCGGGCUGCGGGGCUCUAUAAGGCGGCUCCACGGCGGCGGGCGGGUCGGUGCCAUGUGCGAGCCGGGGAUGCUCUGUCGCCUCCUGCUCCUCCUCCUGCUGGCAGCCACCCCCGGAGCGGCCCCCGGCACCGGAGCGGCCCCGCCGGGACGGCCCCGAGCCCGCCGCGGGCUCACCUACCCCGGGACGCUGUGGUGCGGAGCGGGCAGCAACGCGGAUACCUACGAGCAGCUGGGGGAACAUCGGGACACAGACCGGUGCUGCCGGGACCAUGACCACUGCCAGCACGUCAUCCACCCCUUCACCGCCCGCUACGGGUACCGCAACCUGCGCUGGCACACCAUCAGCCACUGUGACUGCGACCGCCGGCUGAAGGAGUGCCUGCGGCGGGUGAACGACACGGCGUCGCGGGUGGUGGGCCAGGCCUUCUUCAACGUCAUCCAGGUGCCCUGCUUCGAGUUCACCUACAAGGAGGAGUGCGUGGAGCCCUACCUCUACGUCUGGUGCAAGGCGUACAACACGGUGGCUGUCGCGGUGCCCAGGGAACCGGUGCUGUAUGAAUUUGGCGGGGAGCUGAUCGACCGGGCAGCGAGGCCUGAGGGGGUCCCUCUGAGCCCCCCGUGGAGCAGCGUGGGAGGAGGAGCCAUUCCAGCACCUGUCCGCCCGCUGAUUCCCCCCAAGGCAGCCAAGAAAGAGAGGAAGCGGAAGAAGAAAGACAAGAAAAAGAAGGGGAAAGGUCUGAAAAAGAAAGGUCUUUCUGAAAACAGGGAGCUGAGCCGUCCUGCAGCCGCUGCUCCCACUGCGCAGGACCCACGGGUCCCGCUGCCAGAUUUGGAGGAAGCCAAUGCCAUCCUGAGCGAUGCUCCGGCAUGGGGGGAAUUGGGCAGGGAACGAGCCCCAGCCCCCCCAUCCCCGGUCCCCACUGCCAGCAGGAAGAGGAGGAGGAAGGAGAGAUACAGAAAGAAGAGGCUGAAAAGCAAAGCUGAGGCAGAGCCUGCGCAAGAGCCGGGGCUGCGGACCUGACUUCCCCCUUGCCCCGCGCAGGUCUGGGCUGUGUAAUAAAGCUGGUGGCUCGAGCAGA